This is a messenger RNA of Trichoderma atroviride IMI 206040, 1437 nucleotides long. RefSeq lists its product as uncharacterized. The record is from RefSeq and is a predicted model, not a curated record. Lineage: Eukaryota; Fungi; Ascomycota; Sordariomycetes; Hypocreales; Hypocreaceae.
AUGAGUGGUCAGCUUGUAUUUCCUUGGGAGUGCCGCGAUAAGGAGGACCAGGCAUGGGUUGCCUACAACUACCCCCUUCGCCGGACUAACCAGCUGCUUACUGAGGAGAACUUGAGGCUCAAGCGCAUCCUCCGCGAGAAUGGCAUCUCUUGGUCGCCAUUGGCCAAGGCGCAUCUGGCUCAGAAUGACCCCACGAGACGCAAGACUCGAUCAUCUGGUGCCGGCCCCAGUGAUUCGGCCUCCCUGUUUCUACCCACUGAAGUCCUCUUGCGGGUUCUCAAAUUCGCCAUGAAGAGCGAUCAUCCAAUCAUCGACCCGCUGAGUGCUACUACGCCUGAGCAUCUGACCGAAGAAGAGAAGAAGAGAGGCCACCAGAUCGCCAUUCACUUUCUGGCCACAAACAAAGCCUUGAAUGCUGAGGGCACUCGAUUCCUUUGGGAGUCUAACCACUUCGUCUUCACGACCCCUCAAGCUCUGCGCAACUUCAGCGAGCUCAGCUCCCAAUAUCGACACAAGAUCAUGCAUGUCAACCUCCGUGUCGUUGCCCGCUACUAUGAUGAUCAGCGUCGCAAGCAUAAGCUUGAACGAUACUAUCAUACGGAUUUGAAGAAGGACCACCCUCUCAAAGUACACAUGCGACCAAAGGAGUCGCCUCUUGUUCGUGGUGGCUUCCGCUGCUACACCUGGAAUCAGCUCAUCGAUUUCUUUCUGGCCUUGCGUGCCCCGUAUGACCCAGCCUAUAAAGACAAGAAAACCCCCAGGCCAAGACUUCUUCCGUCACUUUCUUCCCUGCGAAUUGAUUUGGUGAACUUUUCAGACUCGCUGUUGCCAUUUUCGGGAUCUGAACUCCAUGAAGUAGCAUCUCACGAACUGGGAUGUACUUUGAAUGAACUUCAAGUCACUGGAAUGCCGUUUGAUGAUGUUGGAAUGAAAGCCUCCGCCGAGCUCAGCGGUCUGGUGAAGGACGAAGGCCUCUACCUUGAUGCAGCAGCUUCUUUCAUUGCAAACUCCAAAGGUCUGCAGAGUCUCAGGGGAGAUAACUGGUGUGCUCGCGUGAUUAGAGCGUACAAAGAUCUCAAAGACGAAAUGGAGGAAGAGGGUCUUGGGCUGGCCGGCGAAGACGGAGAAGAUGGCGAAGUUGGCGAGCACUUCCACCUGCAUUCUUUCGAGGGCUACCACAAGGUAGGCACCCUGCCUGCCGCCCCCGCCGAGGAUGGCCACCCUCUGUCAACCCGCGACGAGAAGAGAGUCAUCUGGAAGAAGGUGCCCAUUGCCCGUGACGCGGACAAGCGGACAUGGGUUCAGUUCUCCCGAAUCAACGGGUACGAGAUUGAGGACUCGGCCUGGGAUAGCGACGACGAUAGAAUCUGUCCUUGCUGCGGAGAUUCUCACCCCAGCUCGUCCAUGCUCGAGCUCAUGAGCGACAUGAGUGAAUAA